AUGGAAAAUAGUGGAAGUACAUCUCUUCAUAAAACAGAUAAAUUGUCAUUUGCAUCGCAGAUUCUGUUGAGAGUUUUGGCCACUGGGGGUACUUUGGCUGCUGCAUGGCUUGUCCUCACUAGCAAGCAAACUGUUGAGGUUUUCGGAAUCGUCGUCGAUGCGCGCUAUAGCUAUUCAUCGGCUUUCAAGUUCUUUGCAUUUGCAAAUAUUAUUGCUUGUGCAUUCUCUCUUCUCUCUUUGUUUAUUGUUUUCAUCCUUGGUUACAAGGCACUGAAUCCAAGAAAUUACUUCUUCAUAUUUCUGCAUGACUUGGUAGAUCUUGACAACGUUGUUGAUGGCAGGAUGUGCAGCAGCGACAGCGAUAGGGUACGUGGGGAAAUAUGGCAACAGCCACACUGGUUGGAUAGCAAUUUGUGA
Fraxinus pennsylvanica is the source of this 417-nucleotide messenger RNA. NCBI's taxonomy places the organism in Eukaryota, Viridiplantae, Streptophyta, Magnoliopsida, Lamiales, Oleaceae. The record is from the annotation of a GenBank genome assembly.